This is a messenger RNA of Monoraphidium neglectum, 591 nucleotides long. RefSeq lists its product as hypothetical. Lineage: Eukaryota; Viridiplantae; Chlorophyta; Chlorophyceae; Sphaeropleales; Selenastraceae. The transcript is spliced from 5 exons. Gene Ontology annotation, biological process: sphingoid catabolic process. Gene Ontology annotation, cellular component: endoplasmic reticulum. Bases 1 to 591 code for a protein of 196 amino acids. The record is from RefSeq and is a predicted model, not a curated record.
AUGGGCCUCAACCUGAACCUGGAAGACCAGCUGGUGUUCUAUGGCGCCUACCACUCCAACCCGAUAAACAAAGGCAUCAUCUGGUCUCUCCUCGUGUGGCUCGCGGCCGCUGGGCCGCUCGCGCCGCUGCCGCAGGCGCCCGCGCUCGCCGCCGCGCUUGCGCGCCUGCCGCCGUGGCUGGCCAGCGGCGUCGCCAUCAACCUGCCCUUCCUCGUCUUCUCCGGCUACUCCCUGUUCUACCUCGCCCUCGACCCCCUUGCCGGCCUCAGCUGGGCGGCCGCGGUCGGCCUGCCCCUGGCAGUCACGGCCACCGCCUUCCAAAGCACGGUGGCCAACGCCGCUUGGUGGGCGCUGGGGGUGCAGGUGCUGAGCUGGUGGGCCCAGAUCCACCCGGGCCACGCGAUAUGUGAGGGCAGGAAGCCCGCGCUAAUGGACAGCUUGGUGCAGGCGUUCCUGCUGGCGCCGCUGUUUGUGUGGUUUGAGCUGCUGUUCCCGCUCGGGUACCGCCCAAAGCUGCGCGCCGAGCUCGAGCGGCGCGUAGACAAGGAGAUUGCGGCCUGGAAAAGGUCGCAGCUGCGUAAGGCGUCGUGA